Closterium sp. NIES-65 is the source of this 1941-nucleotide messenger RNA. Lineage: Eukaryota; Viridiplantae; Streptophyta; Zygnematophyceae; Desmidiales; Closteriaceae. The record is from the annotation of a GenBank genome assembly.
AUGUACGGCUCGGCUGCUUGUCACUCGCUCGACCCCAUGGCGACAGCGCCACCGUCGAAGCCGCAAUACCACCAAAUAACGCCGUCCCCGGCCCCGCGCCUUGGCUCGCCCGCCCACCCGUUCCUCCCCCAGAGCGCCCUUCAUUUCCAAAGCGCGCUGCUCCCGCAGAACGCGCUACUCUCGCGCUUCUCCCCCGCGCCCCCGCCGCCCGCCAGCCCGCAGCCGUUCCACGCGCAGUUAGGCUCGACUCAGCGGUCGCCGCAGCUGUCCCACUCCGCGCUCGGCUCUGCGCAACAAUCGCCGCAGCUCUUCUGCGCUGCUUCCGCAUCGGCUCCGCAAUCACCGCAGCCGUUUCUCGUGGCGGGGCGCGUCCAGCAGGCCCUUCAGGAGAUGAUUGGCGGUGACAGCCCAGCCGUCACUCCGCAACUUGCGCCGCAGGGUGCGCCGACCGCAGGCCUCGCGGGGGCCAUGACUCCGGUGCUGCUGCCCGCUUCCGCCAUCGGCGGAAACACAGGCGCAGCUGCUGGCGGGCGGUUGGGCGUAAGGAGGAGCCCGAAAAAGCCGCGGGGGGAGGAGCAGGCGGAGGCGCAAGGGCAGCGGAAGCGCAAGGCGAAGGCGCCGGGAAGCCAGCCACCGCCUCCCCCAACAGCGGCGGAUGGCUCCCCCGUGCCCGCGUACCGUGGGGUGCGCUACCGGCCGUGGGGGAGAUGGGCGGCGGAAAUCCGGGAUGCUGGGGGAAAGGGGCGCGUGUGGCUGGGAACGUUUGACUCUCCGGAAGCGGCGGCGCGCGCGUACGACGCGGCUGCGCGGGAGAUUCGAGGCGCCAAAGCGCUGCUGAAUUUUCCUGAUGACGUGGACGAACCGAAACCGGACACGUGUCAGGCCGCGGAGGCUGGGGAAGCGGAGGCGGGAGCGGAGGCGGAAGGAGAGGCGGGAGGCGAGAUGGAAGGGGAGGCGGAGGAUGAGUCGAUAGCGGAGAGGGAGGAGGAGGAGAAGGCUGGGAGCGGCGGAGAGGAGGGUGACGGCGAGGGGGAGGCGGAAGGAGCGAGGGCGCUGAAGCGACUGAAGAGGAGCCAGGAAGCAGCGGAGCAAGAGGCAGCGCAGCACACAGCGCAGCGCUCAACGCAACCCACAGCACAGCCCAAAGCUCAAGACAGACCGCACGAGCUCAAUGGCGGGCGAGCCGCUGUCGACUUGCUGUGCUGCGAGCCGCCGCUUGUGCCGGCGGAACCACGCGCUGCGACGUCAGCACUGCCGGCUACGCCAGCUGAGUCAGCUGUAGCGGCCGCAACCGACGGUUCAGAUGCCGCUAAAGCUGCUACAUCAACGGCCACGAUUGGAAAUCAUACGGUUACAGCUAUACGCGCGGAGGAGCGGGUCCCAGGGAUCGCAGCUCUGCCCACCACCCCUGCUGCUGCUACAGCUGCUACAGCUGGCGCUACAGCCGCAGGGGUUGUGGCCAGUGCACUCCCAGCCGCUGAUGACGAUGCUUUUGAUGCUGUUGCUGCUUUCCUCGGCCCCGAUGUCUCCCCUCCACCUCCUCCUCCCGUCGCCUUUUCCACCUUUCAGCACGACACCCUUGCUGCUGCUGCUGCCGGUGGUGCUGCCCGCAUGGGUGCUGCUCCGUAUGGUGCUGCUUUCAGUGGUGCCGGCAGCAGGAGCAUCACUGCCAGCAGGAGCAGGAGCAGGAGCAUGAGCAUGAGCAUGAGUAGUGCGGUGAGCUGGAUUGCUGCUGAGCUGGAGAGUGCUUUGGAUAUGCAGGAGACGGUGGGGGAUCUGUGGGGAGAGGAGGGGGUGGAUGACAGCACAGGCAUCUGGAGCAGCAGUGUGGGAGGGGUGGCAGGCGAGGGAGGAGAGGGAGGAGGGGAAGGGAGCUUGGGUUGCUUUCUUUUACACCAAACGGUUUUCACCGCCGUCAUGGUUCAUCCCUCUGCUGGGUAG